Triplophysa rosa is the source of this 1899-nucleotide messenger RNA. It is a transcript of the gene etf1a, whose product is annotated as eukaryotic translation termination factor 1a. Gene Ontology annotation, molecular function: translation release factor activity, codon specific; sequence-specific mRNA binding. The record is from RefSeq and is a predicted model, not a curated record. Bases 89 to 1417 code for a protein of 442 amino acids. NCBI's taxonomy places the organism in Eukaryota, Metazoa, Chordata, Actinopteri, Cypriniformes, Nemacheilidae. Gene Ontology annotation, biological process: cytoplasmic translational termination. The transcript is spliced from 11 exons. Gene Ontology annotation, cellular component: cytosol; translation release factor complex.
GAACCGGCGGCGGCGUGACGCGGGUGGAACAGACAGAGAGAGACAGACCGACACCGGCUGACCGGAGAACCGAGAGAGAGGGCUGAAUAUGGCGGAUGAUCCAUGCGCGGCAGACAGAAAUGUGGAGAUCUGGAAGAUCAAGAAACUUAUCCGGAGCCUGGAAGCGGCGAGAGGUAAUGGGACCAGCAUGAUCUCUCUCAUCAUUCCUCCUAAAGAUCAGAUCUCCAGGGUGGCAAAGAUGUUGGCGGAUGAGUUUGGUACAGCGUCUAACAUCAAGAGUCGAGUGAACAGACUGUCGGUUCUGGGUGCGAUUACUUCUGUGCAGCAGAGGCUAAAGCUCUACAAUAAAGUUCCACAUAAUGGUCUAGUGGUGUACUGCGGCACCAUAGUAACAGACGAAGGGAAAGAAAAGAAAGUCAACAUUGACUUUGAGCCGUUCAAACCCAUCAACACAUCUCUGUAUCUGUGUGACAACAAGUUCCACACGGAGGCCCUCACUGCGUUAUUAUCGGACGACAGUAAGUUUGGAUUUAUAGUUAUUGAUGGUAGCGGAGCUCUGUUUGGAACGCUGCAAGGCAACACCAGAGAAGUGCUGCACAAGUUUACUGUGGACCUGCCCAAAAAACACGGGAGAGGAGGUCAGUCUGCACUGCGUUUCGCUCGGUUGCGGAUGGAGAAAAGACACAAUUACGUGCGGAAGGUCGCAGAGACGGCCGUCCAGUUCUAUGUGUCCAAUGACAAGGUGAACGUGGCCGGACUGGUGCUGGCCGGAUCGGCAGACUUCAAAACAGAGCUCAGCCAAUCGGACAUGUUUGAUCAGAGGUUACAGACAAAAGUGCUGAAGCUGGUGGACAUCUCGUACGGGGGUGAAAACGGCUUCAAUCAGGCCAUUGAGCUUUCUGCUGAGGUCCUGUCAAAUGUCAAGUUCAUCCAAGAGAAAAAAUUAAUAGGCAGAUAUUUCGAUGAGAUCAGUCAGGACACAGGGAAGUAUUGUUUCGGAGUAGACGACACGCUCAAAGCGCUGGAGAUGGGAGCUGUCGAGAUUCUCAUCGUCUAUGAGAACUUGGAGACGAUGAGAUACGUGUUCAGGAUCCAUGGGGCAGAAUGCAUCGAUGCUGACAACGAUGAGAAAGUCAUUUAUCUGACCCCUGAACAAGAAAAGGACAAAUCUCACUUCAUAGACAAAGAGACGGGGCAGGAGCACGAGCUCAUCGAGUCUAUGCCUCUCCUGGAGUGGUUCGCCAAUUUCUAUAAGAAGUUCGGAGCGACUCUGGAGAUUGUGACCGAUAAAAGUCAAGAGGGCUCACAGUUUGUCAAGGGCUUUGGAGGAAUAGGAGGUAUUUUGCGCUACCGUGUGGACUUUCAGGGCAUGGAUUAUCAGGGAGAUGACGAGUUUUUUGACUUGGAUGACUACUAGGUAGUCGGGACAGAGAAAUCUGUGAAGAUUCAAGCAAAUAUGGAAAGACGAGUCGUUCUUUCUUGCCCGGAGAGAGAAAGAGUGUGUGUGUGUUUUAGUGGAGCCCAGUUACUCACACAUUUUCAGAAGAAAAGUGACUCGUCUGUUAAUUAAGUAAAUGACAGAGAUGUUAAUGAUUAAUGAAUAGGCUCAGCCUCUGAGCAAUCUGAUUGGAUUAGAUCUCGGCCUCUUUUUGUUUAUUCUCCUCCUUGCUUUGAAACCAAGUCACAGAAUGUGUUCUGGAAGUACCCUUAACUGUCUUUGGACUGGCUUCUUUUGAAAUAAGUCUAUUUUUCUGUUCAUUUCCACCCGAAAUUCAUUCCUACUUUUUCUUUUUUAUCAGCAAUUUUUGCUGUUGUAUUUUAUGAAGGUGUGGGAUUUUUUUUAUAAGGGUUUCUUUAACGAAUGGGGGAGAAACAACAAUAAAUUUGAAAUUGCUUAAA